AUGAGUGCUUCUGGGAGCUUUAUUCCACCGCUUCUUAUAUUUCCCAGAAAACGAAUGUCGCCGACAUUGACGAAACAUGGACCAGUUGACGGGAUAUAUGCAGUUACCGAUAAUGGCUGGAGCAAUGAGAAAUGUUUCCUUCAGUGGUUAGAGCAUUUUAAAUUUCAUGUAAAUUCAAAUCUAGAAAACCCUGUUUUGUUGUUGCUUGACAACCAUUAUAGCCAUAUAUCUCUUCCGAUUUAUAAUUAUUGUAAAGGUAAUGGAAUCGUAAUGUUAUCAAUACCACCACAUACCUCCCACUUAUCAAUACCUCCACAUCGCUUGCAGCCUCUCGAUACCUCAUUUUUUGGACCAUUUAAGUGCGCGUUUAAUAAGGAAUGUGAUCUUUUUUUAAAAACUGGCAAGCAAGAAAAAAUAACUUUCGCCGAUUUGGCAGAAAUAUUUAAUAAUGCCUUCGUUAAAAUCGCGACUAUGGAAAAAGCUAUAUCAGGUUUUAACUCAACUGGAAUAUAUCCCUUUAAUCCGGAUAAAUUUACAAAAGAGGAUUUUGAAGCUGCUAGCCAAUAUCUACCUACUGUAUGUGAUGAUUUGGACUCUACAAAUGAGGUUGAUUCUGCGCCGUCAACUUCUGGUCUACUAACAUCUGUCCCGUCAAUUUCUGGCCUAGCAACAUCUGUCUCCUCAACUUCUGGACUAUCCACAUCUGUCCCGUCAACUUCUGGCCUGUCAGUUUCUCAUCAGUCGCGUAUUAAAGGAAAAUCAAGGUUAAGUGUCUUACCAAAAGAAAAGGUUACCAUUGCCGUCAUAUUCUGGGAAAGGAAAAACUAA
This is a messenger RNA of Sitophilus oryzae (rice weevil), 828 nucleotides long. RefSeq lists its product as uncharacterized. The transcript has a single exon. The record is from RefSeq and is a predicted model, not a curated record. Gene Ontology annotation, molecular function: DNA binding. Bases 1 to 828 code for a protein of 275 amino acids. Gene Ontology annotation, cellular component: nucleus. NCBI's taxonomy places the organism in Eukaryota, Metazoa, Arthropoda, Insecta, Coleoptera, Curculionidae.